This is a messenger RNA of Myodes glareolus (Bank vole), 1669 nucleotides long. The record is from RefSeq and is a predicted model, not a curated record. NCBI's taxonomy places the organism in Eukaryota, Metazoa, Chordata, Mammalia, Rodentia, Cricetidae.
GCCAUUUCCACUGCAGGUGAAAUGAAAAUUGGAAUUCUGGAGGGAGGUGAGGUCAUAAAGUCACAGACUUCUACAUCAGAAUUAUUUUAACUCCCCCACAGCAACACUUAUUAAUGAGCUCCAUCUACCCUGGGAACUUGCAUCCUGCAGAGAAAAGAAUCCAGCCGCCUGCAGGUGAUGCUCGUCUCUAUGGUUCUGCUGAAAGUUUGACGCUAAUGAAGCCCAGCUUCUUCUUCCUGCAUGCCAUCAGUCAUACUGUGUUCCUCCAGCACAGUGAAAUCUCCACACACUUUCUUCACACUGUGGAACCCUCAGAGUUUACAUUGGUCACAGUGACUGAAUGGUCUCUGCUACACAGAAACUUCUGAGCAUGCCUAUCUUGCUGACCAGGAGGAGCCACACCUUUGUCACAUGGCUGAGAUGACAUGGAAUCCCCCAAGGCUGGAAUGGAAAUCUUGAUGGCUAUUCUUCCAUCAAUAUUUUUAUUCUGGAGUUGAGAAAUCACAAAGAAACAAAUAUGGAAUAAUGUAACUACUGCUGACAAAAUGUUGGGGAUGUGGUAUUUUUAUGUAGUCUAAGGCAGCCCAAAGUUUAAAGGACCAUCGAUUUCAGCUUCUCUGUAACCCCAUGGAAAAAUAGUGUCUGCCCUCGCCCUUGGAUACAACCAUUUGCCAUUUUUCAAUUGACCUUUGAAACAGUGCGGCUAUGUUAUAAGGAAAUUAUCCUAAAUCACAGAAUGGACUUCUGGAAUCUGGCAAUCAGAAUUAUUUUCUUAAUACAAGCUACUACUGGAAUUCUAGGAAAUUUCUCUCUUAUGGUCUAUUAUCUAGUUCUGUACUACAGGGAACGUAAACUAAAGCCCAGAGAUUUAAUUCUCAUGCACCUAACGACAGCCAAUAUCUUGAUUAUUCUCUGUGCAGGAGUACCCCACACAAUGGUAGUUUGGGGAAUGAAGAAGUUUUUGAAUGAUUUUAGAUGUGAGCUCCUGUUGUAUAUUCAAUCAUUUGGCCGGAGCAUGUGCAUUGGUACCACUUGCCUCUUGAGUGUCUUCCAGGCCAUGAUCAUCAGCCCCAGGAAGUCCUGUUGGAAGGAUCAUAAAGUCAACACUGCAAAGUACAUUGGCUUCUCUAUAACAAUCCUCUUGGUCUUCUACAUUUUGAUACAUUUUAUAUUCUUUAUGAAGCAAUUUAUCAAAAUGAAGAGUAUGAACAUAACAAGAAACCGAGAUUUUGGAUAUUGCUCUACUAUAGGGCAUGAUGAAAUCGAGAACUCACUUUAUACAGCACUGGUAGUUUGCCCUGAAUUAUUUUUUUCUGUUCUUAUCACCUGGUCCGGCACAUCCAUGAUUGUCAUUCUCUACAGACACAAGCAAAAGAUUCAACACAUCCGCAGCCAUCAUGGUUCCAAUAGGAAGUCCCCCGAGUCCAGAGCAACACAGAACAUCCUGGUCCUGGUGUCUACAUUUCUGGCUUUUUAUUCUCUCACAUGCAUCUUGAGAAACUGCAUUGCCCUUAUGCAUAAUCUCAGUAGGUGGCUGGUGUACAUCACUCGUUUCAUAUCACUUUGUUUUUCCUCUUUUGGACCCUUCAUUCUUAUGAGUCAUUACUCAUUUGCAUCCAGAUUAAGUUUAGCAUGGUUAAGAAAAAAAAUUCUCCUAAUCUUAUUUUAA